CGAGCGGCGGAUUCCCCCACCCGCAGCCGGGCCCCGCGGGAGGUCUGGUUGCAGAGAAUGAUGAUGAUUUAGUCUGAAUGGGGAAGAGAGGAAUGAAGAUGGACUAUGGUGGCAGAUUCUUUCAGAGUAGCAACCCAAGGUCAAAAUUGUCUUGUUGCUGUUCAAGAAAUAAUUCUAUAAUAGAAAAGCAGUGCGUUACUACGAGAGGCAAAUUAAACUGGUGAUAAUGCUGCUAAAUUGAUAAUGUGGACUACUUUUGCCAUCUGCUUUCUGGUCUUGGGGUUUUGGCAUCAGUGAUGAGAAAUGGGGUAUGAUGUAGCACGUUUUCAAGGGGAUGUUGAUGAAGAUCUGAUAUGCCCCAUCUGCAGUGGGGUCUUGGAGGAGCCAGUGCAGGCUCCUCACUGUGAGCAUGCUUUCUGCAAUGCCUGUAUCACCCAGUGGUUCUCUCAACAACAGACUUGUCCUGUGGAUCGGAGUGUUGUGACUGUGGCUCAUCUGCGUCCAGUUCCCCGGAUCAUGCGUAAUAUGCUGUCUAAGCUGCAAAUCACAUGUGACAAUGCUGUUUUUGGUUGUACUGCUGUAGUACGGCUAGACAACCUAAUGUCUCACCUCAAUGACUGCGAACACAAUCCAAAGCGGCCUGUGACAUGUGAACAGGGAUGUGGCUUGGAAAUGCCCAAAGAUGAGCUACCGAAUCAUAACUGCAUCAAACACUUGAGGUCAGUGGUACAGCAGCAACAAACAAGGAUAGCUGAGCUGGAGAAGACAUCAGCAGAGCAUAAACACCAGCUGGCAGAGCAGAAACGAGACAUCCAGCUGUUGAAAGCAUACAUGCGAGCAAUACGUAGCGUCAACCCCAACCUACAGAAUUUGGAAGAGACUAUUGAAUAUAAUGAAAUCCUAGAAUGGGUGAACUCCUUGCAGCCAGCCCGGGUGACGCGAUGGGGUGGUAUGAUCUCUACACCAGAUGCUGUACUUCAGGCUGUAAUCAAGCGUUCAUUGGUGGAAAGUGGCUGCCCAACAUCUAUCAUCAAUGAACUGAUUGAAAAUGCUCAUGAACGGAACUGGCCACAGGGCCUGGCCACCCUAGAAACUCGCCAGAUGAACCGCCGCUAUUAUGAAAACUAUGUGGCCAAACGUAUCCCAGGCAAGCAGGCUGUGGUAGUGAUGGCCUGUGAGAACCAGCACAUGGGUGAGGAGAUGGUGCUGGAGCCAGGCCUGGUGAUGAUAUUUGCACACGGAGUGGAAGAAAUCUAAAGACUUCGCUUGAAAGACUUUGCUUGAAAGGAAAUAUUUACUGUGUCGAAGCCCAAUGAUCCUGCCCCCCGGUGUGCUGCAUCAGGGCAUUAUUCUUUAUGUUGAUUAAAACACCACUUACUAAUUAUACUGGGCAGGUGCCCAGCAACUUAUGCAAAAUGCCAUGCUGCAUUCCUUCCCCCUUGUGAUAAGUUACUCCUGGUCUUGUGUUGACACACAUUUCCAAGUAUCUGCAUAAAAGCACAAGAAAUUCCUCUGUGCUCCUGAAAGAGCAGUGGGCUUCUGCCAUAAGAAAUGUUUGAUUUCCUGAUAUGACUGAAGUGGCCCGGGUGGCUUGGUUUUAGUUCUAGGGUAAGAAGGGCAUAUGGAUUUUGACUUUUAAAAAUGCCAGAACUGAAAGUUUGCCCUGAAGACUUUUUCCCAGCUCUCCUCAUCGGGCUUCCGUUGUUAUUCUUUAAGGUAUUUCUGAGCAGGCUGCACACUUUUCCAUUGUGACCACUAGGAUCAGACUUUCCACAUAGUACCUCUGAGGCACAAUUCUGCAGCCUUUGUGGUGGGAGGGAGGAAUGGAGUAAGAGAUGUAAGAGUACAAACACGAGAAGGCAGAUGCCAAACUAGUGGUGCAAGUAAUGCCAAAUAAAAUACACAGUACCAGUAGUGAUGUUUUGGCAUACAAGGUGUGAUGGAGCCAAAUAAGCCUAACCUGUAAUGAAGACCAUAUCUGCAACUAGUGUGGGAUGUGUGGCCUUACACAGGAGACAGGCCUGCCUUUUCAGAGGCUGUGGUUUUCAGCAAGAGGCAGCACCUUUUGACUGUCCCAUUGCUGCCACCGCCAAAUUAAAUGAAGUUCUCAUCACAAAGGCCAGAUAUCAUCUUCUUCCUUGUAUCCUUGAAGUGCCGCUGAUGAUGCCGCUGAUGAUGCCUAUAUCACAGGAUGCAAGCCUUCAAGCAGACACCUUCACUCAGUCUGAUCCAAUACAGGCUCCUCUGAAUUGUGUGUGCCAUUUAUGGUUGUCUCAACUUAACAACCUUGCAAAGAAAACAGAAAAAGAACAUCAGCCGGGAUGAAAAUGUCUUUGUCCUCUUAUGUUGACUUUUUGAUAAAUCUGUGUGUAAUUUUUUUUUUGACAUCUUGAUGAUUGUGUUCAGUAUUUUUGUACUACUUUUGUCUUUGUAUGUUUCCCUUGUAUUUUUUUAAAAUACAGUGGCCAGGAAUGUCUUCAAGACCAAGUUUAGUUGACCUGUCAGAUUUAAUUUAUUUUGCAGUCUUUUUACACAGCAACCCGUAUUCAUUUGUGUUGCUUUAAAUAUAUCUUGCUUUAAACAUUUGUGCUGGAGUUGGUGGUGCAAGGAAUAAAUGCAUCAAUAAAAGGAGCAGUUUGACUUGCUCUGACCAAAACAUUGACAGUAUAGUCCCUUCUGGGUAGCUUUCAUUUCUUUUGACACCCUGGACAUCAUUAGGCAGAAACUUCAAAACAAACUUCAAUUUCCUUUUGAAUAUUAUUCAUGCUGAAAUAGUUGCUGUUAAUGCUUUAACACACGGGAUCUGCAUAGUAGUUGACCAGAGCAAUUGUAGUGUCUCCUGUCUAGAAUUUCCACUGUUUCACAGACAUUGCAUUUUCAAAAUCUCUGUGACAAAGAGACAUCCUGGAAACCUAUCAGCCAAAGUAAUGGCUGCCUGGGGAAUGCUACUACUGCUGCCAUACUAUGGAUAAAUGCAGCAAAAUGCACAAUUUGAGAGAAAUGCUUAUCCAAUCAUGUAUUAUAUGUGUCAUGAGUAGCCUAGUCCUACAUGAUGACCCAACUGCGGAGGAACUAUAUUUAUCGAAAUACAAUUCUCACAGCAAUUGAUAGCCAGCAACUUGGUCUGUUUUCUGAAAGGGAAAAUGAGGGCAUAGUAGGAAGGUGUAGUUCAUAAAUGUCAGUCACCUAAUAAGAAUUUCCAUUGCUCUCACAAAACGUCCAUCAUUCCCAUGAAUAAAGUGCAUGAUUAAUGCAGCUUAGCUUUGCUUAUGAACUCAACUAUUCACCAGGCAGAUGCUGUUUCAAGUUCCAUUCUGUGGGAAAUGCUUGUGCUUUGGAGUCUCUAAAUCUGCAGCAGUCAUUCAGUUUGGUGGCCUUUACCUUUUUGUAAACCUGUUCAAGUAGGUUUAGGUGUUGCUUUUCAGCUCAACUGUAUCAGCCAUAGUCUUCCUUUGCUCUCAGUCUGUGCUAGCACACUGCUCUAUGCUUCUCUCCUUCAGCCCAUCUCCUUGUUAAUAUUUUUUUCUUUACAAACUGUCUGUCUCCAGUAUUGUUUAUAAUGGUACUUCAGCUUUCACAUUUGUAACAAUGCAAGCUGCUUAAAGUAACUUUGCAGUUUAUGUCCGUUUUGUAAGUCAUGUUUCUAAACCACCAGGAACACCAGGAACAGGCUUCAAAAGCUAGAUCAGUUUUAGGGAUGGAAUGAGUUGUGCUCAUAUUCUUGUCAGUGAUAUGACAGGUUUUGAAAGGGGAUCUUCUGGCUGGAAGUAAUUUUCAGUUGAGUCCCUGUUGCUCAGGAAUUUGAAAAAAAAAAAGCUGCUAAAUCCAACCUAACAACUGCAUCUUGAGCUAGCUGCAUCUCUUCAGACUUUGUUUUCCCCCUUGAUGUGUUGCUGUCACUCUUCCUGUGCUCUAAAGUAUACCAUAGGAUUUGUCAUGUCUACUGCCAGUAUGCAAGUUGCUGACUGCAUUUUGUGUUUUGCUGUUUCAAUUGCAUUGACUGCACUAAUAAAUUGCCUUUUUCCUGAA
Molecule: messenger RNA, 4029 nt
Organism: Anolis sagrei ordinatus
Lineage: Eukaryota; Metazoa; Chordata; Lepidosauria; Squamata; Anolidae
Gene: RNF41
Product: ring finger protein 41
Biological process (GO): protein ubiquitination
Cellular component (GO): endoplasmic reticulum tubular network
Molecular function (GO): zinc ion binding; ubiquitin protein ligase activity
Source: RefSeq, a predicted model, not a curated record